AUGAGUCGGAAGGUGGGCGCGCAGAUUAAACGGUUCUUCCAGGAGAACGCCACGACACCCGAGAACAGGACCAGCGAGGAGAAAUGGUCAUCAAGCGAGGGCGGCAGCGUGUUAAGCUGGCUGGCGCAACGAUCUCUCCAGCAGCCAUCGCGAGGAGCGAUUGACUACCUCAGCAAGGCCCGCUCGUCCGAAAAUCCACCGGCCGUGGCCCAGAGCUUCGUGCCGAAGCCGCGCUCUCAGCAGCAGCCGCAGCAGCAGCAACAACAACAACAGCAACAGCAACAGCAACAGCCGCAGCAGCAACAACAACAACCGUCCAUGGGGUCCACCGCGAAGGCCUCGCGUGUGUUGCCCGCAGCGGCGCUGGGAGGCCAAGUUGUCCAGCAGGUGAGGGUGGGCGAUACAAUCAUCGUUCCUGGCGAAACCUUCUCGGCAGGGGGCCAACGAGAUCAACCGCAACUGCGCGUGGCGACAAGCGAAAGGAGUUACCGGGGGCGAGGUCGUCGCGAGACGAAGGAAGAGCGCCUCAAGCGGCGCUUUGAAAAGAUGGCGGAAGAGGCGCAAAAGCGGCACGAGGAGGCACUUCGUGCGGAUCCGGAGUAUCAGAAAAAGUACCAAACCUAUCAAGAGCUCCAGGCGGCUCAGCACGAGGCGCAUACGGGUUUUCUUGAGCGCUAUGCCCAUCAGGAGCACCUGAAUCUUAACAAUGCGGUCAUUGAACGUCUUGACAUCCCGGUGAUUCUUGAGCUUAUUGAGCAGCACGAUGUCACCUUCAUUUGCACGGAUACGGGCAGCGGCAAGAGCACAUUGGUCCCUAAAGCGCUUCUGGAGCUGUCCCAACACACGCGGGUUGUUACCACCCAGCCGCGCCGCACAGCCACCAUUUCCAUUGCGUCAAGAGUUGCCACACUGCGACGCGAAAACGUGGGUGAGGAUGUUGGAUAUUGGAUCCGUGGCGACAAGCGAGGCGAUGAUCAGACACGACUGUGGUACAUGACAAGCUACACGCUCCUGCUGCACUUGCUAAAUAAUCCUCUGAACCCCCCCUUUACGCACAUUGUUCUCGACGAGUUUCACGAGCGGCAGCCGGACAUUGAGGUGACCGUGGCCCUGCUGCGCCUUUGCCUUUUGAAACAAACCUCAAACUUUAAACUCAUCCUCAUGAGCGCUACGCUUAAUACCGCGGACUGGGAGGAGUACUUCACAGGGCUCAAGGUGGCAACAUACAAGCAAAGCGAGCCUGAGCAUCCAAUUCAUGAUUACUUCAUGGAGGACGUCUGCGCGUUGACAGGAAUGCGGUAUAGUGGGCCAUUGGAUAUCCUGAAACGUAACGUGGGCUUCGCACUGCUAGAAGAGCACAUGACCAUUGCGCAAAACCUUAUCAUCUAUCUUAACCUCUAUGCGGACCCGCAACACGCCGUAUUGGUCUUCUUACCGGGCUACGCGCAGGUGGAGCAGUUCCAGCUGUGGCUCGAGAGAAAUAUGCCUAAGCCAGUCGAUGUUGUGCCAUGGCAUAGCUCGGUGGAGCUUUCCGUCAUUGAAGGCGCUAUACGCCGUCGGGACUUGUAUCGUCAGAAGAUUUACCUGGCGACAGAUAUUGCGGAGGUUUCCAUCACGCUGCCAGAUGUUGUCUUUGUGAUUGACUUGGUGCUGGUGAAGCGUCCGAAGAUUAACCGGGAGGAUCCCGCCACCGUGCUGCACCCUCCACUGACGAUGCAGUGGAUUUCAAAGGGAAGUGUGGCACAGCGACGCGGUCGCAUUGGUCGUGUGCAGCAGGGCUUCUACUUUUGUCUGCUUCCCUCCUCUGCCGUUGCGUCUCUUCCCGAUCACGCCAACCCACCCAUUGAAAACACCCGUAUUGACGAACUCUCUCUGCACUGCCUGCAGCUUGUGUCGAACCCAGUGGCGAUAUUUAGCAUAUGCCACGGCCAACCGCUUUUGGAGACUAUCACGGUCUCCAUGGAUACCUUGUCUCAUCUGGGAUGUAUUAUUAACAAGAAGGAUCCUCUGGCAGGGGGCGAGCGCAUUUCCGAAAUUCAUUCCAACAGCCAGUGGAGCCCGUUGGUGCUCGAGGCGGCGAGGGAUGUCGUUCUCGCAGAAGUCGAUCAAUACGAUUGCACAUUUAUUGGUCGAAUCCUGCAGCUCAUCCCAGUCUCCCCGCAGGCUGGAAUGCUUGUCUUUUACGGUAUUUUGACAGGACUUGAGUCACUCAUGAUACUGGCAGCGGCGGUCACAAGCAGUCAUUCACCGUUUGCUCCAAACCCACAUGAGCAGCAGCGGCGAAAACGUGACAGGCUUCCGCAAGCCAUGGAAGAGACGGAAAACGUCAUGCGUGACAUGUGUUGUGGCCUACGCAGCGAUGUUGUGGCGGUCAUGAAGGCCGUUCUUAACUUCCGCGUGUGCGUCAGCGAGAGCGGCGACGAUGCCGCACGCGUGCGUCAAUGGUGCCUUGACCACCACCUCAGCCAGGAAAAGCUGAGGAGCAUUCUGGACCUCGAGCAGCACAUCAAGUAUGAGCUGGCCAACUUUAUUCCCUUUCGCGACGUUGUGGACCCGCAGGAGCUUGUUGUGCAGCUUGAGAAGAUUGCGCCGAUUGUUCUUGUCAUGUCGAACGUAGCCUUUGCCUCUCAGUCGCUGGAGGUGACAACGGAGGGCAACACCUACACGAACUCCGUGGAGACUGCGGUGGGUGUCUUCACCGACACCACCGCCGUGCCGGACAUUCGCUCGCCGAGCUGCCUGCGCUGGCAGGAAGGCGACAUUGUCGUUCCAGUGCAGCUCUCUUGUCUCGGCAACCGCAUGCUCGCCAGCUUCGCGACUGCCAUUGCAUCGCACAAGCAGUUUUGGCUAUCGCUGCUCUUGCUGACCCACCGGGUCCACUACGCAGCAUUCGCUGACGACGAUGGCGCCUUUUACGUCUUCUCCGUGAAGUACCACAGCAUGACGCGGUACGUGGAGACGGACGCGCAGACGGGGUAUGCGGUGCUUCACUUUCGGCGGCUCCUCAGUCUGGCGUGCCAGACGCUGCGACUUCAACAUGAGCAUCAGGAGAUGUACGACGACGAGUUCACCGCACUGCUGCAUCGCUACGGGCUGAAGCCUCUGUUGGAAGCACAGCGGGACGUCAUCACAACCAUGGCGGCCUUCCUAAAUAACACGGAGCACAUUACCGUGGACGAGGUGGAACACGACGAGGAGGACCUUGACGAGGUUUCCAUGAUAACUCUGGCGCUCCCGCAGCCGAAGGAGGACUGA
Trypanosoma rangeli is the source of this 3255-nucleotide messenger RNA. RefSeq names its product putative ATP-dependent RNA helicase. The transcript has a single exon. Lineage: Eukaryota; Euglenozoa; Kinetoplastea; Trypanosomatida; Trypanosomatidae. Gene Ontology annotation, molecular function: RNA binding; ATP binding. The record is from RefSeq and is a predicted model, not a curated record. Gene Ontology annotation, biological process: mRNA splicing, via spliceosome. Bases 1 to 3255 code for a protein of 1084 amino acids. Gene Ontology annotation, cellular component: intracellular anatomical structure; spliceosomal complex.